Molecule: messenger RNA, 4326 nt
Organism: Chelmon rostratus (copperband butterflyfish)
Lineage: Eukaryota; Metazoa; Chordata; Actinopteri; Chaetodontiformes; Chaetodontidae
Gene: lamc2
Product: laminin, gamma 2
Exons: 21
Coding region: 92-3493 (1133 amino acids)
Molecular function (GO): extracellular matrix structural constituent
Source: RefSeq, a predicted model, not a curated record
GGACUUAAAAGGCGACGCUUUGAGCAGCUGGAGGAGUUUUUCUUGGAGCUCUGUUGAGAUUUGACACUGAUCUGAUUUUUGGGAUUCACACAUGAGGAUGAGGAGCAGCAGCUGGAUUUCACUCUGCGGGGUUUUGGCUGCGGUUUGUGCCGUCCAGGCGACCUACACAUAUUACCCGAUGCUGCGUUGCGACUGCAAUGGGAGGUCUCGGUACUGCCUUCGGGACUCCUGGGGUCUGCACUGCGUUGACUGUCAGGGAAACACAGAGGGCCGCCGCUGCGAGCGCUGCAAGGACGGCUUCUACCUGGAGGGGGCGGGACAGAGCUGCACACCCUGCCGCUGCAACCCCACAGGUUCCGUCAGUGCUACGUGUGACAGCAGGGGGCGCUGCAGCUGUAAAGAUGGCGUCACCGGGGAAAAAUGCGAUCGCUGCCCAGACGGACCGAUCGGACGAAACGGCUGCUCGCAAAGACGUCAGCUCAGAGAGGAUUCUGGGAGUUCGACUCUGCCGUGUUUCUGUUACGGCCACGGCAGCAGCUGUUCUCCACAGUCUGGUUACUCCAUCCACAGCAUCACCUCCACCUUUACCGACGGUCCGGAUGGCUGGAAGACAACGACAGCGCAGGGCGUCUCCCCCGGCGACGUUCACUUCCGCUGGUCACCUAAACACCAGGACAUGGAGGUGAUCUCCAAAAGCAGCCUGCCGGUUUACCUGUCCGCCCCAGCUCCUUACCUGGGGAAUCACUUACUUAGUUACGGCCAGAACUUCUCCUUCCUGUUGCGUCUGGACCGCGGCGUCCGACACCCGUCCACCAAUGAUGUGAUCCUGGAAGGUGGCGGCCUGCGAGUCAGCACCUCGCUGGGAGACCUGCGGUCCAUCGUCCCCUGCGGACAGAAGAUCAGCUACAGCUUCAGACUGGAUGAGCAGCCUGGCAGCAGGUGGAGGCCUCAGCUCUCCUCCUUCCACUUCCAAACACUCCUGCAGAACCUCACUGCCAUCAAGAUCCGAGCAACAUUUGGUGAAAACGGACGUGGUUACCUUGACAACGUGAAGCUGGUGUCGGCACGGCAUGGCGACGGUGUCCCGGCCCGCUGGGUCCAGACCUGCAGCUGCCCCCUGGGGUAUGAGGGCGAGUACUGCGAGCGCUGCUCGGCUGGAUUCAGGCGCAGGGUCCCUGCAGACGGAGCCUUCAGCCCCUGCGAGGCCUGCAACUGCAGGGGGGGCAGCUGCGACCCGCAGACCGGAGACUGUUACUCUGCCGACGAAACCACCGGAGAGCCGAGCUGCUCUGAGGGGUUUUACCGCGACCCCUGGCAGCCUCGCACCUGUGCGAAGUGUCCCUGCCCGGAUGGAGUGUCCUGCUCGCUGCCUGCUGGCUCACUGGAGCCCCGCUGUGACCGCUGCCCAACCGGAAGCACAGGUCCCCGCUGUGAUGUCUGUCAGGAGGGUUUCUAUGGUGACCCUGCAGGGGCCGCCGAUGUGCAUCGACCCUGCAGACCCUGCGCAUGCAACGGUCACAUCGACAUCGGUGUGGCGGGAAGCUGCGAUCGCAGCAGCGGUGAAUGUCUGAAGUGUUUGAACAACACGAAGGGACGGAGCUGUGAGGCCUGCGUGGCGGGUUUCUACCACGGCCGAACCACCGACGCCUGCAAACCAUGCGACUGUGACGUUCAAGGCUCCGAGUCCAGACAGUGUGAUGAUUUGGGUCGCUGCCGCUGCAGACCGGGUUUCGAGGGUCUGAGGUGCCAACGGUCCAACUGUCCCGCCUGUUUCAGACCCAUCAAGUUGAAGAUGGAGGCUUACGCUGCCAAACUGAAGGAGCUGGAGACUCUGUUCUCAGACAUGGAUGGAGGUUUGAAGCCAGCCAACAGCGCUGAGAUGGAGGCUGCUCUGAGAGCCACAGAGGAGCUGGUGGACGACCUGCAGGCCGAUGCCGAGCUGCUCUCAGGAUUGGAGAAGAGCCUGCAGGGUCGUCUGUCGUCUAUCAGCAGGAGUCAGCUGUCUGAGGGGCAGGACGUCCAAAACAUCGCCGACGCUGCAGACGACAUCCAACAACGACAGCAGACGUACGAGACGACGGUGGAGGAGGUUCAGAGUCUGAUGGAGGAAAUGAAACGCAAACUGGACAAAGCCAAGACCGACCUCAGAACAGCUGAGUUUCCUCUUGGAGACGCUCCUCUGGGUCCGAACUUCCUGUCCUCUUUGGUGCAGACAGCCGGCAGUCUGGCUGAGAAACAUCAGACGAAGGCCGACGCCGUGGAGCGAAGCGCCGCCGACGCUCUGAGUGACUCUCAGAAGAGCCUGGCUCAGGUCCGGACUCUCAUGAACAAAGAGAACAAAGUCAAAGAGCUGAUUGGAGAUCUGAAAACCAUGUAUGAUCGGACCUCGGCCCAGGUGAGGGGUCUGGAGAACCAGGCAACCCAGCUGAGCGGUGAGGCCAGGGUUGAGAGCGAAAUGGCCGAUGGGAUGCUGAAAGAUAUCGUCACCAUGGAGCGAGGUCUCCCAUCAUCCCUGAAGGAGGGGGUGGACGCCAUGGUUUCCACGCUGGGUGGUCUGAAGGAAGCGGCGGACGGGGACAUCUCAGGCUUCGAGGCGUUGCAGAACGGAGUGCAGCGAGACAUGGCCGCCACUCAGGACCUGCUGGCCAAGGGCAAGGCCGCCCAGCAGGACUUCAGCAAACUGCUGGACAGAGUCAAUGUAGCCAAGGACGACGCCAAAGGUGCUUUGGAACGCAUCAGCAGCAACACCAACGAGCUGGACGACGCCCUGAACACCCUGAAAGGGUUCGAUAAGCAGAUCGACGGCAACCGAGCUCUGGCUGACGCCGCUAUCAAGCGUCUUCCCGGCAUCAGCGCCACCAUCCAGCAGGCUGUCAGCAACAACGCUGAGACACUGUCCGUCCUGGGAGACGUGUCUAAUGAUUACGACAAUGCACUGGGAACCAUCAAUGUGCUGGAGAACCUGGUCAACGGUCUGGAGGGAACAUUUGGAUCUUUGCCGUCUCAUGCUGGUCUGGUGAAUGAAGCCACUAACUUGAACCAGGACGCAAAGGACCUGAGGACGAAGGCGGUCGGUGCAUCUGGAGACCUGAACCUCGAGCUGGACGCUGCCAGGAGGCUGGAGGCUGAGGCUGAGCAGGCGGCUGUUGGAGCGGCUGCAGCUUUGAACAACGCCAAGCAGACCAGAGCCGCUGUGGGACAAACACUACGAGACAUCAACGCCCUGCUGGCUAACAUGAACCAGUCCGGUGUUGUGGAUGAAAAGCGUCUGAAGCAGCUGGAGGACUCUCUGGCCGGCGCUCAGAGAGACGUGGAUGGGCAUCUGAGGCCUCAUCUCAGGGACAUGGAGGAGCGGGAGGCUGCCCAGCGACGCCAGCUGACCGGCAUCAACCUGGACAUCGACACCAUCCUGGGAGACAUCGCCAACCUGGAGGACAUCCUGAGGACCGUCCCCAACGGCUGCUUCAACAGCCCGCCCAUCGAGGAGGCCUGAGGACGGCCGAGAGACACGUGACAGUACCUGCUGCCGAGUUCUGGUUUCACAGAGUCCAGAUCACAAUGAGAGUCCUGCCGUUUCAACAAUCAUCUAUCUUAGUGGUUUCAUCAGAUAACUGAAAGAAGACAGUGAGUCUUUGACUGAUUGGCUGAUCAUAACAAUAGUAGAACAACUUUAUCCAUAGCAUCUUCCUGGAACAGUGAAAGAAUAAAGAUAGAAUCACAAACUGAAGCUAUCAGAUGAGCUGAUGAGCUUCAGUCUUCAGCUCUUGUAACACAAUCCAUCGCUUCCAGUGUUUUCACUGAUGAAUCAACGAAAUGUUUGAUGGUUCCUGCUGGUUCUUCAAUGUAGGCACAGUGGAAGAAAGCAAGAGAAGAAAGAAGAAAACCUCUGGGUUUUUCAGAGGAAAGGAGGAAUAAAUGAUAAAUGAUGCUAAUUAUGUUACUGGUCCUGAAUUUAUACAUCAUCUCAGGCUGUGUUAGAAAGUGUUCGAGGGGAAAUCACUCCUCAGUGCUUCAGUGUGUCAGAGCAGCAGAGGUGGACAGUUCCUCACUUUUCAUCCAAAAUUGCCUACAUUUCCCAUAAUUCAGCUGGCUAGUAUCAUGCAGGUGGAUGCUGUGUGUAUGAAACUAUACUUGUUGUUGUGUUUAUAUUUCUGAUACUGAUGUGAUGUAUGUCAAUGUAAAAAUAUUCUAUUUAUAACUGUACAUACAGUGCAUCUUUUUUAUUACUCUGUUUAUUUGUACUGUGUUACUGUGUACUGUGGCGACCAGCAGAAAUAUUUUUAUCUCACUGCUUUUUAAUAAAACCUGCUGCACUUUUUUCUGAUC